Messenger RNA from Physcomitrium patens, 3042 nucleotides. RefSeq lists its product as uncharacterized. Gene Ontology annotation, biological process: regulation of DNA-templated transcription. NCBI's taxonomy places the organism in Eukaryota, Viridiplantae, Streptophyta, Bryopsida, Funariales, Funariaceae. Gene Ontology annotation, cellular component: nucleus. Gene Ontology annotation, molecular function: protein dimerization activity; DNA-binding transcription factor activity. The record is from RefSeq and is a predicted model, not a curated record.
UUGCACACUCCAUUCCCUGACUGCUGCCCUCCCUGCUCCCAGUGUAUGUAUCUCCCACUUCCAUCGCUCUAGCUGCCCAUGUUUCGUAAUGACUGUCACACGCUACUUGGUGCAGCUGCUGCUGCUGCUGCCUCUUUGGAACGGAUUUCCUUUCUAGAAGUUGGGAUCAUACAGUAGCAAUACAUGAUCGUUUUUUUACAAGACAACAACACGUCUGGUUCUCGUAGUUGCAGUGGGGAUUUCUGGGUCCCCUAGUGGCAUUUGCACCUUGUUGCAGACUAGGGGAGUGGAGGACCAAAAGCAGGUCCAGAAUUGGGCGGUUCUGGGCUGUGCAGAAGCUGUGAGGGAUUAGCAAUACGAAACUUCCGCUUUUUGAAGCGCUAGAAAGUAGUGUCUGUAUGCGUCUGAUCGAUGUUGUAGGGGAUUGGAACACGUGUUGAAUGGAUGCAGUGCGUCGAAGGAGCUGAAGGGAACGGUCAACUGCGUUUGUAGGAGGAUUAUCUGAUUAGCGUAAGGGUAGCAGAUUCAGAAGUGGGCAUUUCAGUUGCAGGAGAUGGACGGUUUUAGUUCUAAUAUAAUCUUUGCGGUACGUCUACGGUAGUGAUUGGCCUAGUUUGACUGCCCUUAAGCUGCAGAGGUUCUGUUCGGCGCUCUAGCCCAUAUUUUUUUUCCGCUGGAGAAGGCGGUAGGAGUUAUCCGAGUCGGUCGAUUGCAGUGUGCAGCGCUUGCUUGAGGUGGUUGCACAAUUGUGUUGUUGAUUAGUAUCAUGGCGAUAAUGGCGCCAGCACGAGACCAAAUGUUAAUGAGCUUGAUGCACAGCUCGGCAUUGCCACUUUCAUACUCUACGGACGCGGUUAUGCCUUACGCGAGUGAUCUGGAGAGGGUUGUAGAGCCAAGCGCUUCUAUCCUUUACCCUGCGACUUGGCAAACCCUGCAGGAGAUGCAAAUCUCUCGGAGCGCCGAGCAGACGCUCAUAGCCGGUGCGACGUCUCGUGGGUGCUCGCUUGGUCCGUCGACGCCCAGAUCCACCCUUGUGAAUAGCAAUCGUUUGCUCGCCAUGGAUAAUUCCCCCUCCGCCUCGUCCGCGUGUGUGGUUGGCAACCAACUCAACAUCAUGGAGGAUGCCAGGAUUAGGGGAGUGAUGGGGAGGACAAGUUUAGCGGGGAAUAGUCUGGGUGGUACUCGAUCUUGGGAUGCGGAGAAUAUUGCCGUGAAUCCUUUUAAGGGCGGUCUCGCACUGCAAGGAGUUGGUGCUUCGGCACCCGCGUUCACGUCGGACCCUGCACUGGCGGAACGUGUUGGGCAGGUUUCCAGCUUUGCUUGUGGGACUGCAAAGUAUCCGUACAGUGCCCCGAGGAAAACUGGAGAGAUGCCCACAGUGUUCGAAGUGCAGGCAUCUAGUAGUCUAGAAUCGAAGUGUUUGCCAGCGAGUGCUGCCAGUGUACAGCCGGAGUUGGAAGCCGUUGAGGGAAUCACUGAAGCUGCCAUGGGACGUGGAACUACCCCCCAUGAGCCGGUCGAAGUAACUGUAACAGCUCUGAAAGAGAAUCACAACUCUUUUUCCUCUGCAGAGCAACUUGGUGUCAGCCGCGGCGAGUCACCUGUAAAGUUACCCAGUCAUGACACUGCUUGCUAUCGCAGCAAGAGGAAGCAGCAGGAUCCGUCGUCUCCAGACCCUAAGAUUUCGGAGGGUGAGGCGUCAUCCAACCCUAAGCGGAGCAAAGGGGAAGCUGAUCGAGGUGAUAAAGAAACGAAAGAGGAUAAUACCAAGUCUAGUGAAACGUCAGCUGAGUCGACGGAAAGUCCCAAAUCAGCUCAGAAGGAGAAGGAAAAUCACAAGUCCAAGGAGUUCUCCAAGCAGGACUAUAUCCAUGUGCGUGCUCGCAGGGGCCAAGCUACCGACAGCCAUAGCCUGGCGGAGCGGGUGCGUCGCGAGAAGAUCAGCGAGCGGAUGAAGUACUUGCAGGACCUCGUUCCUGGGUGCAAGAAAGUUACGGGCAAAGCGGUCAUGCUCGACGAGAUCAUCAACUAUGUUCAAUUCCUCCAGCGCCAAGUCGAACAUCUAUCAAUGAGGCUGGCAUCCGUGUGCUCAGGUCACGCGGACAUGGCCCUCGAGAGUCAGCUCUUGAGCAACAAGGAGAUGCUGCAGACUCAGCUGCCAAGCACUCUCAGUUCUAGUUCCGAGACCAAAGCAGAUGCGUUUGGACUGAUGCAGCAGCUUGAUGCGCGGAAACAAGUAGGGCCAGGCUUUUUGGAUGGAACACCUUGCAGGCGUGUCGAGUACCGGUUUUUGGGCUCUGGAUUGGAUGUGACUGCGGCACCCUUCGCUAGUCUCGCCGACAUCACGCGACAUACGGUGCCUUCUUUCCACAAUUCUGCCACCAUCCCUCAGUCCACAGGAUGGGAUUCCGGGGAGCUUCAAAGUUUGGUUGAGAGGGGUUUGAGCCACCACACCAGUCGGCUUGGAGCGGUUGAAGGUCAACUUCCUGUGGGUCACAUGAAGGCCGAAUUCUGAAGUAAUCUGAUUGUUGUGGCCACUGUGAUUCACUCUUCGAUUUGAAGCCAGCAUUCCUAGGAGAGGCAGAUCAACUGGAUGUGUGCGGUGGGUGGAUUCUUUGUCCUCAGUUUCGAGAUCAUAAAUUCUAGCGACAUUGCUUUACGAGCCAGUUUCUACUGUAUUGCGGGUAGCAGCAGGGCCCGCCGCAUGUGAUGUCUCACUUCUCAAGAGCUGGUUUUUCCUAUUGCAGUGUGCCUGUGUUUUAUAUAUCCUUUAUUUUAGUUUUCAUUUUCUUUUUAUUUUUUUAUUUUUUUCCUUCAGUCCAGUUGCUUGAACCUCAUCGCAUUACCACUCAUCUUUCUGAAGUACCCGAUGUGGCGAUUCUAAGGUGCGGACAGGUCUAGCCCUACAGGGACGUCGCCUAGUGCUCUGAAUCAGCGUUGUAUAGCAUAAUUCUUAUCCCCCACACUCUACCAAAUGUAAUGGUUGUUGGUCGUGUACAGACCAGCUGCAGCGAAUAUAUGCUUUAGAGCCGCCUUGUCCAA